Messenger RNA from Drosophila rhopaloa, 3504 nucleotides. It is a transcript of the gene Vang, whose product is annotated as vang-like protein 1. Gene Ontology annotation, biological process: multicellular organism development; Wnt signaling pathway, planar cell polarity pathway; establishment of planar polarity. Gene Ontology annotation, cellular component: plasma membrane. The record is from RefSeq and is a predicted model, not a curated record. NCBI's taxonomy places the organism in Eukaryota, Metazoa, Arthropoda, Insecta, Diptera, Drosophilidae.
CACUGUCCGCUUUUGAACUAGGGUCACACUGCGUCGGGGGUGAAGCCAAGUCCACGAAAAAGAAAAGUGAAUAAAAAGCGUAAAAUGUGUGUGAAAUAGUGAAAUUGCGGAGGAAAAGGCAGUGCGAGAGACCCAAAGUGACAAUGAGCCGCACAAUUAGCUAGAAAAACACCUCUAAAUCGCUGUGAGCGGUAUGCACUGCGCCCUGCAUACCUGCAUAUGAAAACCUGCUGCCGCGGCCGUAAUUACAGUUAGACACUAAAAUAGCUGCACGGUCAGGUUGCGAGGUGAUUUGGGGCACCCAGCUUGUCGAGAAGGGGGAUACGGGAUCGGGUGUAGCCCACGCAAGCUAGCCCAAUUGCAAUGGAAAACGAAUCCGUCAAGUCGGAACACAGUGGACGCUCCAGACGGUCGCGGAAUCACAAUAACAACGGCGGUGGGGGAGGAGGAAGUGGAGGUGGUGGUGGUGGAGGAGGAGGCGGCGGCAGUGUAAACAACGGCUACCACAGGGAGCGGGAUCGUUCCAGACACUCGCACCGCAGCACCCACUCUUCCAAGUCGGGCAAGGGAUUCCAGCGAGGUGACAUGGCACCCUACCAGACCAGCGUUAAUAUGACAGGAGAUGGCAGCCACGAUGGUCAAGAGGUCAUCGAGGUGCAGAUUCUGCCGCAGGACGAGAACUGGGGCGAGAACACUACCGCCGUCACGGGCAACACAUCCGAGCAAAGCAUCUCAAUGGAGGACAUUAACAACAUGUGGCACCGCGAAAGCGACAAGGGCUUCGGCUUCGCCUGCAGGCGCUACGUAGAGUCUAGCUUCUACUUUCUGCUGGGAUGCGGCACCUUCUUUUCGCCGGUGGCCAUGGUGGUAAUGCCCUAUGUGGGCUUCUUCCCCUCGGCCUUCGAUCAUCCUGAGUUGACGCAGACGGUGCGCACCCAGCUGCUGGCCUGCAGCGAGCAGUGCAAGGGCCAGCUGGUCUCACUGGCCGCCCGCCUCCUGCUCCUGGCCAUUGGACUAUGGGCGGUGUUCAUGAGACGCACUUCGGCAAGCAUGCCGCGGAUUUUUCUGUACCGCGCUUUGGUACUCCUGCUGGUUACCAUCUGCACGUUCGCCUACUGGCUUUUCUACAUCGUGCAGGUCACGAACGGAGCCAAGAUCGUGGUGGAGACCGGAGGCGAUGCCGUGGACUACAAGUCGCUGGUAGGCUAUGCCACCAACUUUGUGGACACGCUCCUGUUCAUCCACUAUGUGGCCGUGGUGCUGCUGGAGCUGAGGCACCAGCAGCCCUGCUACUAUGUCAAGAUCAUCCGCUCCCCGGACGGAAUUUCGCGGUCCUACAUGCUGGGCCAACUGAGCAUACAGCGGGCGGCUGUGUGGGUGCUGCAGCAUUACUACGUGGACUUCCCGAUCUUCAACCCGUAUCUGGAGCGCAUCCCCAUUUCCGUAUCCAAGUCCCAGCGUAACAAGAUAUCGAAUAGCUUCAAGUACUACGAAGUGGAUGGGGUAAGUAAUUCGCAGCAGCAGAGUCAGAGCAGGGCGGUUCUGGCGGCAAAUGCCCGGAGGCGUGACUCUUCGCACAACGAGCGCUUCUACGAGGAACACGAGUAUGAGCGGCGCGUGAAGAAGCGGCGUGCCCGACUAAUCACUGCCGCUGAAGAGGCCUUCACCCAUAUUAAGCGUAUCCAUAACGAACCCGCUCCAGCACUGCCACUCGAUCCGCAGGAGGCUGCCUCUGCGGUCUUUCCCUCGAUGGCCAGGGCUCUGCAGAAAUACUUGCGGGUUACGCGCCAGCAGCCACGACACACCUUUGAGAGCAUCCUAAAGCACCUGGCACACUGCCUGAAGCACGAUCUGUCGCCGCGCGCCUUCCUGGAACCGUAUUUGACCGAGUCGCCGGUGAUGCAGAGCGAGAAGGAGCGCCGCUGGGUGCAGUCGUGGUCGCUCAUUUGUGACGAGAUCGUCUCCCGGCCCAUUGGCAACGAGUGCACGUUCCAGCUGAUCCAGAACGAUGUCUCUCUCAUGGUCACCGUGCACAAGCUGCCGCACUUCAACCUGGCGGAGGAGGUGGUGGAUCCCAAGAGCAACAAAUUUGUGCUGAAGCUGAACUCUGAAACAUCCGUAUGACACCACCACAACGCCCCACCGAUAAUAACGCCCACGCACAGCAACCAGACCCAAUCGUCGUAUUUGCAUGUGUUUGUCUGAUAAUCCCAACGUUUCCUUCCUUUCCAUUCCUAAUUUAUUUACUUUUAUAAAAUAUUCACUCAAGUGAUUCGAUUUUAGAGGACUUUUGAGAAGUAAAUAAUCUUCAAACGCCAGAAACUUCAUCAUAAUCAAUCAAAUGGAGCAAUCAAAAUUAAUUAUUAACGAAUAUGCUCCAAAUCCAACUAUCUGGCUAGAAAAAUAUUUUUAAAAACAUAAUCAAGUCGAAAAGUCGAAACCGAACAGAUUCAAUAAAAGCAGGCCCUUUACUUCUUUGUUCAAAUAACUGAAGAUUAGGUGAGGACCCGAUGUACUUAUCAGCUAUAAACGUGAACUUAUGACCCAAAAUAUCAACAACAAAUGCUCAAAAGCCCAGUGUAUCAUCCUAAACCGACUCGAACAUAUCACACGACCCUUUGAUAAGCAAAUAUGACUUACAAGUUCCCAAAGUAUUAAUUAUAAGAAUGAUGGUUCGACUUGCAGAACCGCGAUCAUAAGAAAUCAACUCUUCAAUGCAGCUCUUUUAUACACGUUUUUAUUUUAGGAAAUAUGUUUAGUAUAAAGUUGGGCUUUCUCGUCUCAGUAUAUUUUAACCGAUAUCUGUGACGUUUAAACCCCAGCGCUAGCCUUAAGAAGGAAUGGAGUGAGCCAAGGCGAACCCAUGGAAUUUUAGCUAAGACUCGGACUUGCGCCAAAAGUGGAACUACCACUCUUGGCGCGACUCGAUAGAAUUUUACAGACGCACAUUUUAAGCCGAAACCGAAAGGUCCUAACUCUUCUGCUAAAAGUUGAGGAACGACAAAACUAUAACUCGAAUGCAACUGAUGACAAAUACAUAAUUUAAGCAAAGACUGCCUGAAUAUGCAUUUUAUACACACAAAUUGCCAACAGCCACUUACAGGUGUAUGUACUAACCUGUGCAUAGCAACCACUUAUAUACAGAAACUCGUGUAUUUUUAGAAACAAAAUUAUAGUGAUAAGAACCCGAAAUCGUAUUCGAACAUAUGUACGUUCCAGUGAACCCAAUCUAUACAUAUAUAGUAUAUACCUAUUUACAAAACUACUUAGAGAACUUUUGCUUGAGGUUUGAUUUUAUUUUCGUUUCCUAGCUAAAUGCCUUCUGCCGAAGCACAAUUUUUUAUUGCAAUUCUCUAGCAAUUACUUAAAGCAAUUGGAAAGCCAACUCUUAAGCAUACAUACCAUUUAUAUAUUAACUAUCAAACUGUAACUGUUGUAACUGUAAUUAGCUUAUGAAAACACAUGCCGUAAAAUAAAUCGAACCCACUUUUUUAACAGCUUUAA